AUGUCUUCUAUAAAACUCAAUAAGAAGAAACAACCACUGAUUGCAAAUUUCUUCAACCCUAGUCCAAAGAAUAGAACUUCAACCGCUAUAUCUUCAUCAUCGUCCAAAUCGAUACCCACCACGACCCCGGAAAAGAUAGCAAAUGCUAGAGCAAACUCGUUUUUAGCGAGGGCAAAUUCAUCAAAUGGAGGAGCAUUUGAUGAAUUGAUUUCUUCAGAUACUUCAUUUGAAUCACCUGAAGUUAAUAAUUUCAGAAAUCCAAGUCUAGCAAGAUCCUUAUCUUCAAUCUCCACUGCCACCAAUACGACGUCAUUCUCUCAAUCCAUCGACUUAACCAGAGAUGUGGUUGAUUUGACUGACGAUCAAGACAUUCCUAAUCCUAGAAGUAGUCCCAUCGCUAGUAGAACUGCCUCCAGCCGGAACCCUUCUAUCACUGCAUCUUCAUCUACAUCAACAAAUAUACGGCCCGUUAAAAGAGGACAUUCUGAAAUCUUGAAUGUUCUUGAUGGGAAUUCUAGAAAGGCUCCAAAGCGAGUCAACUUGGCCUCGUAUAGAUCUUCAUUAACCACAUCUCCAUUCAUGGAUUUCACUAAUACAGAUAUACCAUUGAGUGAGGAACAGAAAAAGGUAAUUAAGUUGAUUGUGGGGGAAAGAUUGAAUGUCUUCUAUACUGGUAGUGCUGGUACUGGUAAAUCUGUUGUUUUAAAAGAAUUGGUUAAAAGAUUAAGAGAGAAAUAUUCAAUUACAAAAGUGGGUGUUACAGCAUCUACAGGGCUUGCUGCAUGUAACAUUGGUGGUCAAACACUCCAUAGAUAUUUGGGGAUUGGUAUUGGAGAGGGUACUCCAGAAAAAUUGGCUUCCAACAUUAAAAAAAAUCCAACUAAUAACAAGAGAUGGCAGGGGAUAAAAGUAUUAAUUAUUGAUGAAAUUUCAAUGAUUGACGGUCUUUUGUUCGAAAAAUUGAACAUUUUGGGUAAAAUCUUAAGAAAAUCUGACCAACCAUUUGGAGGUAUUCAAGUUAUUUGUACUGGUGAUUUCUAUCAACUUCCACCAGUGACAAAGAAUGGAGCAACCCCUAAAUUCUGUUUCCAAACUAAUGCAUGGACAGAAACUAUUCAAAAGACUGUAUUACUUACUGAGGUGUUUAGACAAAAGGGUGAUACUGAACUUAUUGAUAUGUUGAAUGCAGUUAGACAUGGAGAUACCAGUAUGAUUUCAAGUUUUGCCAAGUUAGCCCGUAGAGUCAAUUAUGACGAUGGUAUUGAACCAACAGAAUUGUACCCCACUAGAAGAGAAGUUAAGGCUGCAAAUGAUAGUAGAUUACGAAAUCUUCAAACUAAGGCUAAAGUGUAUAUAGCUGAUGAUAGAGGAGAUGUUAGAUUUAGAGACUCUCUUGAAAGUUUGAUGUGUGAGAAGGAACUUAUUUUGAAAGAGGGGGCUCAAGUUAUGUAUCUUCGAAAUCUUGACGAUGACAUUGUUAAUGGAUCCAUUGGAACUGUCAUGUAUUUUUUAACAUUAACGCUAUGGGAAAAGGUUUUAGCAUUGUAUGGGGAAGAUGCACUUCAAAAAGAUAGUUUAGUCAUUGCUGAAAUGAAACUCUUAUCAUCACUUGGAGCAAAGAAUGGAAUUAAAAAUGAAGCAAAUCCAACUCAAAUAUAUGAAAGUGGAGUUGUAAAUGCUGAAUGGGAUGAAGAAUCAAGACAAUUAUUUGAGAAAUUACCUCGUGAAAGACAAACUAGAAUGCGGGAAUUAUGUAAUUUAGCAGUCACCGAUAGAAAGUCUGAAUGGCUCCCAGUGAUCAAAUUCAAUGUACGGAAUGGAGAACUGAGAAUGUUAUGUGUUCAAAGAGAAGAAUUUAAAGUUGAUUUAGUUCAAGGACGUCUGGGAAAUAGCGAGGACAAUGUUUUGAGUAGGUCACAAUUACCCUUACUUUUGUCUUGGGCGCUCUCCAUUCAUAAAGCCCAAGGUCAAACAAUUAAUCGACUCCGGGUGAACUUAAGAACAGUUUUCGAAAAGGGGCAAGUUUAUGUCGCCCUUUCAAGAGCAACUUGUAAAGAAACUCUCGAAAUUGUCAACUUCAACGCCGAUAAAAUCAAGGUUGCUGAUGUGGUUAGAGACUUCUACAAUAAGUUGGAAAAGAUGUAG
Messenger RNA from [Candida] anglica, 2145 nucleotides. The record is from the annotation of a GenBank genome assembly. NCBI's taxonomy places the organism in Eukaryota, Fungi, Ascomycota, Pichiomycetes, Serinales, Debaryomycetaceae.